Fraxinus pennsylvanica is the source of this 1836-nucleotide messenger RNA. NCBI's taxonomy places the organism in Eukaryota, Viridiplantae, Streptophyta, Magnoliopsida, Lamiales, Oleaceae. The record is from the annotation of a GenBank genome assembly.
AUGUCUGAAGCCUCUGAAGCAGAUUAUCAUUCUUCAAGUUUUGUCCAUUCAGUAUCAGGAGCAAGCCGGCUUCUUCCUUCUGCUAAUCGUUGGAAUUCGAUUGAGCUUGACUUCACUCUUCUUCCUCAAUCUUCGACUAGAUUCGAUUCCCUCCCUUCACGAUUCUCAAAAUCAUUUGAUUUCAAUCUCACAAUCACCCUGUUUUUAAUAAAGUUCGCAAAUAUUUAUGUUUCAAUUUUUAUACUUGUUUUUAUUCCUGUUCUGGUUCUGCUUUUGCAUUUCUUGACACAUAAGAAACACGAGGAUUCCCCUUCCAGGAAUCUUACAGUUGCUUUGAACCGAGCUCUUCUCUUCUUCGAUGCACAAAAGUCUGGUCAUUUUCCAGGAGAUAGUUCAAUAAAAUUUCGUGGAGAUUCAGGAUUAAAUGAUGGAAAAGCUGGCAAUAUAAAUGCAAGUCUUGCAGGUGGAUUUUAUGAUUCAGGAAACAAUAUAAAGUUUAGCUUUACCACAGCAUAUACUGUCACUCUUUUGAGCUGGAGUGUGAUUGAAUAUCAUAAAAAAUAUGCUGAUAUUGGAGAGCUUGAUCAUAUCAAGAACAUUAUUCAAUGGGGAAGUGAUUAUUUGCUCAAUGUGUUUAUUCCUUCAAACACAAGUGAAAGUUCAAUCAUAUAUUCUCAAGUUGGUGGGGUUGGAAGUGACAAAAAUGCAGACAACGAUGUAAAUUGUUGGCAAAGACCUGAAGACAUGAAAUAUACGAGGCAUGUUUCAGUUUGUGACGAUACAGCCUCAGACUUAGCAGGUGAAAUAGUUGCAGGAAUGUCAGCAGCAUCGUUAGUUUUCGCAGAAAAUAAAGCAUAUUCGCGAACAUUAGUUCAAGAAGCAGAGAAGUUAUUUAAUUUAGCUACUCACCAAGAUCCUUCUCAUAAGCCAGGACUUUACACUGCAAAUGGUAACUGCGGAAUUCGAGCACAAGAUUUUUAUAACUCGUCGAGUUAUAAGGAUGAAUUGGUUUGGGGAGGCACCUGGUUGUUCUUUGCCACAGGAAACAGUACUUAUCUUAAAUAUGCUACUGAUAAUUUUUAUUCAGCAGAGGAUGAAGAAUUGUUCAAGGAUAAAGGGAUUUUUUAUUGGAAUAACAAACAGACUGCUAACGCGAUUCUGCUUACAAGAAUCAGAUUUUUCAUUGAUCCUGGUUAUCCAUAUGAAGAAGCUUUGUCUACAAGCAGGACUGAUUUGACAAUGUGUUCAUAUCUUUCUAAUAAACAGUUCAGCAUGAGUGAAGGAGGAUUGAUUUUGCAAAAACCAGAUAGUGCACCACUUCAGUAUGCUGCAACUGCAUCUUUUCUUAGCAAAUUGUACAGUGACUAUCUUGAACUUUUACGACGAAAUAGAGGCACUUGCAACACUGCUAAUUUUACCCUUGAAAUGCUGCGAGAUUUCUCCAUGUCGCAGGUUGAUUACAUACUUGGCAAUAACCCAAUGAAGAUGAGCUACGUGGUAGCGUAUGGUGAUCAUUACCCGAAUCAAGUUCACCACAGGGCUGGAUCAAUCCCAGUUGGUAAAUGGCACUCCUGUGCAGAAGGGAACCAAUUUCUGAAUUCAAAAGAAAAAAAUCCAAAUGUGCUUAUAGGAGCCAUGGUAGGAGGACCUGACAAAAACGACAUUUUCUUGGACGAAAGAGACAAGCCCAAGUUUACAGAACCUAGUAUCUCAAGCAAUGCUGGUUUAGUUGCUGCACUUGUUGCACUUCAUAAUUCUCCUAGCGAAUCUUCUGAUUUUUAUGAUAAUUUGGGCAUAGACAAAUUGGGCAUUUUUCAGAAUGUACAUUUAAUUUGA